AAUUUGUUGAAAAUCUUUAUUUGGAUUUGAUUUCACAAAACCCUAGUCCGCCAUUGCAGAUCUUUGCUCUUGGGCCCCCUCCCUAGGACACCAAUAACAGUGCAUUCAUAGCCCUAGGGCCUGCAAAUUCUCACUUUACUGAUCUUUUUGUUCAGAAGUAAAAUGAUAUUGUUGUUCUAAAAGUAGCAAGUUCAACAACGUGAUCUCUCUUCCUCCCCGGAAUCCAAUGGCGAUCAAGAGGGGGGUAUCAAGUUUGGGCGUCCAUAGAAACAGAGGCGGUGGUGGAUCUCGUUUUCCAAUUGGCACUCUUGUGUUAAUUUUAGUUCUUGCUCCCACGAUGUUCUUCAUUGGGCGUGGGAUUUAUUCGACUGAUUCAWUCGAUCAAAAUGAUWCUUUGAGUAGUGUUAGUGAACAGGAUGUAGAUUGGAGAACAAGGCUUGCUUUGCAACACGUCAAGUUUCUUUUCUCAAAGGAGGUUAUUGAUGUCAUUAAGACGAACACUGACGACCUGGGGCCUUUGAGUCUUGAUUCUUUUCGGAAAAGCAACUAUUCGGCUUCUUGGAAGUUUUCCGGGCGAGAAAAUGCGAUUGAUAUUGAUUCAGGUUCUGCUGAGAUUGCUGCAAAUAASAAUCAAGAGACCCCAAAAGGCAAACAGGACAAUUCUUUGGACGCUGAUCAUUCUCAAUAUGUUGAUACACCCACAAAUCUAGCAAGAAGGCAUCUGAGAGAAAAAAGACGUGAAAAGCGGGCAGCUGAUCUAAUGAAACAAGAAGACAAUGUAAAUUUGAUGCUUGAAAAUGCAGCCAUUGAACGGUCCAAAUCGGUUGAUUCUGCUGUUCUGGGGAAGUACAGUAUAUGGAGGAAAGAGACUGAUAAUGAGAACGUAGACUCUACCGUUCGAUUGAUGAGAGAUCAAAUCAUCAUGGCUAGGGUAUAUUUGAGCAUAGCAACGAUGAAGAACAAGACAAACAUGGCUCAUGAAUUACAGAACCGAAUUAAAGAAAGUCAACGCGCUUUAGGAGAUGCAACAACAGAUACUGAUCUCAAUCGCAGUGCCGCGGAGAAAAUCAAAGCCAUGGGCCAGUUGCUGUCAAAGGCUAGAGAUCAACUUUACGACUGCAAGUUGGUUACAGGGAAGCUGAGAGCUAUGCUUCAAUCAGCAGAUGAGCAAGUUCGUAGCUUGAAAAAGCAGAGCACGUUUCUAAGCCAGUUAGCGGCAAAAACGAUUCCAAAUGGAAUUCAUUGCUUAUCAAUGCGCCUAACAAUAGAAUAUUACCUUCUUCCACUAGAGAAGAGAAAGUUCCCUAGGAGUGAGAACCUUGAGAAUCCAAGUCUAUAUCACUAUGCUCUCUUCUCCGAUAACGUAUUGGCUGCAUCGGUUGUCGUCAACUCUACGAUCAUGAAUGCUAAGGAACCAGAGAAACAUGUUUUCCAUCUUGUUUCUGAUAAAUUAAACUUUGGAGCGAUGAAUAUGUGGUUUCUACUGAACCCUCCUGGUAAAGCCACGAUCCAUGUAGAAAACGUUGACGAAUUUAAGUGGCUGAAUUCAUCCUACUGCCCAGUUCUUCGACAACUAGAGUCUGCGGCAAUGAAGGAGUUUUACUUCAAAGCCGAUCAUCACACAACCCUCUCGGCUGGAUCUUCCAAUCUGAAAUAUAGGAAUCCAAAGUAUCUUUCUAUGCUAAAUCACCUUAGGUUUUAUCUUCCACAGGUUUAUCCCAAAUUAAACAAAAUCCUGUUUCUUGAYGACGACAUUGUUGUCCAGAAAGAUUUGACGGGGUUAUGGAAAGUUGAUCUUCGUGGGAAAGUUAAUGGUGCUGUUGAAACUUGUGGCGAAAGCUUCCACCGUUUCGACAAGUAUUUAAAUUUCUCAAAUCCCCAUAUUGCACGAAACUUUGACCCAAACGCAUGUGGUUGGGCAUACGGAAUGAACGUGUUUGAUCUCAAGCAGUGGAAAAAGCGGGAUAUAACCGGCAUUUACCAUAAGUGGCAAAAUAUGAAUGAAGACAGGGUUCUAUGGAAGCUUGGGACUUUGCCUCCAGGGUUAAUGACAUUUUAUGGGCUUACACAUCCACUUGACAAAUCUUGGCAUGUUCUUGGUCUCGGCUAUAAUCCUAGCAUUGAUAAGAGCGAUAUCGAGAACGCAGCCGUCAUUCACUACAAUGGUAACAUGAAACCAUGGCUCGAGUUGGCUAUGACUAGGUACCGUUCGUAUUGGGUCAAAUACAUCAAGUUUGACCAUCCAUACAUCCGGGGUUGCAAACUAGGUGAAUGAUCGGCACUCGGGUGGUAGCGGUAGUCUGCCACUUUCCCACAUUGUUUAUUCUUGUGAGUUCAAUUCUAUUCUUUCUUAUCUAUUUCCUUUUAGUGUUAACCCCAUAUUUGUAUGUGCAAACUUCCUCCCCUAAAUUGGAUAGGAGUAGCAAAGAAUGUUAUAGUUGACUUUUGAGUAAUGAAUUCACCUU
Cynara cardunculus var. scolymus (artichoke) is the source of this 2465-nucleotide messenger RNA. Its product is annotated as polygalacturonate 4-alpha-galacturonosyltransferase-like. Lineage: Eukaryota; Viridiplantae; Streptophyta; Magnoliopsida; Asterales; Asteraceae. The transcript is spliced from 11 exons. Gene Ontology annotation, molecular function: polygalacturonate 4-alpha-galacturonosyltransferase activity. Bases 227 to 2275 code for a protein of 682 amino acids. The record is from RefSeq and is a predicted model, not a curated record.